CAUUGUAAAAAUACAACCAUAUAAAUAACAGCUGUAUUUACAUUUCAGAGAGAGGAACAGUACUCCACCCGCUAGUGUCUUCUCUUCCUGUACAACAAUGGCAACAGUGGAGCUCAAACCCUCUCGAUCAAAUCGCAUUUACCGACCAUCUUCUGAACCUUUUGAUGGCAAAAUCGUAAUAAGCUCUCCUUCUUCGAUCUCUCACUAUGGAAUCCGCCUCAGCAUCAAUGGUUCCGUUAAUAUGCAGGUGCGUGGGGGUUCUGCUGGAGUUAUUGAAUCUCUAUAUGGUGUUGUUAAGCCCAUCACCAUUGUUAAUAAGAGUGUUGAGAUUAAAUCCUCUGGAAAGAUUGCUCCGGGUAGAAUGGAGAUACCAUUUUCUGUAGCCUUGAGACAGUGUGGAGAAGAAAGUAUGGAAAGAUUUUACGAAACCUUCCAUGGAUCAAACAUUAGUAUCCAGUAUUUGGUAACUGUAGAUAUUUUGAGAGGAUACCUACAUAAAUCAUUAUCUACAACGAUGGAAUUCAUAAUACAAAGCGAUAAAGCUGAACUUCUUAACCGAACAGUUUCUCCCGAGAUAGUUAUCUUUUACAUUACUCAGGACACUCAGAGACACCCUUUGCUUCCUGAAUUGAGAUCAGGUGGCUUUCGGGUAACAGGAAAGAUGUCCACUCAGUGCUGUUUGUCAGAUCCUAUCUCUGGAGAGCUAACAGUAGAAGCAUCCGCCGUUCCCAUUCGCUCGAUUGAUAUCCACUUACUCCGUGUAGAAUCUAUUCUUCUUGGAGAGAAAAUUGUGACCGAGACUUCUUUAAUUCAGUCUACACAGAUAGCAGAUGGAGAUGUCUGUCGUAAUAUGACUCUGCCAAUCUAUGUCAUACUACCCCGGCUUUUGACUUGUCCAACUGCCUUAGCUGGGCCAUUCUCAAUUGAGUUCAAAGUUACCGUAGUUAUCAACUUCGAGUCAAAGCUGUCCAAAGUGCAAUCAAAAUUUGAUCCAACUACUCCUAGACUCUGGCUGGCUAUGGAAUCUCUACCCCUUGAACUUGUUCGAACAAAGUGAAAUGAUCUGCGUGGAGUCGUCUAUUUAUCAGGCUAUCCUUUGUAUACAGUUUUCCCUUUUUCCCUUUGUUUUAUUGCUUACUAUACCCUUCUGGUUGUUGGUACAAUUAGAUGAAUGCGCCACUAAUGUCCAUCAAAUUUUUGUCAGAACUGCUUUAUGCUUGGUUACAACAGUUCAAGAAGUAAAUUUGAACAUAAUCUUCAACUUCCAAAUGUCAAAUCUCUUGAUUUCAGUGAAUAUGAAAAUACACGCAGCAGAAAUCCUAAUGUGUGCAGGUGGUGAGGUGCCCAACCACUCGACCCCUUAUGACAUGCUACUUGCUAGAUUUUGUGAUAGAAGGCAUUUUGGUGAAGAUUUGGGGAACAUGCUUCGACUGGUUGUGUUCUUUGCAAUUGCAAAAUAAGUAUUCGGUGUUACCUUCUUUGACGUGAAUGAAAUUUAAGUUGCAUCUUUUGUUUCUA
Messenger RNA from Tripterygium wilfordii, 1518 nucleotides. RefSeq names its product vacuolar protein sorting-associated protein 26C. NCBI's taxonomy places the organism in Eukaryota, Viridiplantae, Streptophyta, Magnoliopsida, Celastrales, Celastraceae. Bases 98 to 1057 code for a protein of 319 amino acids. Gene Ontology annotation, biological process: intracellular protein transport. The transcript has 11 exons. The record is from RefSeq and is a predicted model, not a curated record. Gene Ontology annotation, cellular component: endosome.